UGGCAGAAAAUCAACCCAGCCGUAAAUCCCUGUCUCACACCCUUUGAAAAUUGCAAGUUAGGUUCAAAGCCCCUUUCUCGCUUAAUGCUUUUGUUUUCUCCCAACAAGUCUGACGUGAGUCACUGUAAAUUCUCCCUCUCUAGUGUCUUCCCUUCUCCAAUAAAACCAGACCUCACACCACAUAAUCUUUAAACUCCCCCCUUCCCCCUCUCUCUCUCUCCUUCCAUUCUUCUUCUCCCUGCAACAACAAUGGCAGACGGAGGGCCUGGUUUUUGUUUCUUCUGGGCUGUAUUCUUUGCUUACUUCUUCUGUGUUGCUCUUUCUAGGAGCUUAAUCGAGAUCCCUAAAACCACUGUGCUCGAUGUCUCCGCCUCCCUUCAGAAAACCCAUAAUGUUCUCUCCUUCAACCCAGAGGCCUUUCAGACCCUCCAUCCAAAAGAGCAGACCACCACCGAACCAUCGUUGGCUUCCUUGGUUCUGUCGAUACAUCCACGACACACACUUCACAAGCCCACCCACACAGACUACAAAACUCUCACUCUAGCCCGACUCAAGCGAGACGCGGCCCGAGUUAGAUCCCUCAACACCAAAGUGGAUCUGGCUGUUAAAGGCAUCAAGAAAUCAGAUCUCAAACCCUUGUUGAUGGAAAAUGCAGUACAACCUUCUUCUAAGGAUCUCGAAGGUCCGGUCAUCUCAGGGAUGAGUCAGGGUAGUGGCGAGUAUUUUUCCCGAUUAGGUAUCGGUGUUCCGGCGAAACAGUUGUACAUGGUGAUUGACACGGGCAGCGACGUUAACUGGGUGCAAUGCGCCCCCUGUACGGAUUGCUACGACCAAGCCGAUCCGAUAUACGAGCCCUCUUCUUCUUCUUCGUACUCGCCCCUGUCCUGCGACUCCGAGCAAUGCAAAUCGCUGGACGUGUCGGCUUGUCGAAACGGGUCCUGCCUCUACCAGGUUUCGUACGGAGAUGGGUCUUACACCGUCGGCGACUUCGUCACAGAAACCAUAACGUUCGGCAACUCGGGGGCCGUUAACAACAUCGCUCUUGGCUGCGGCCACGACAACGAGGGCCUGUUCAUCGGCGCCGCUGGCUUGAUUGGUCUCGGCGGGGGAUCGUUGUCAUUCCCUUCUCAGAUCAAAGCUUCUUCUUUGUCAUACUGCCUCGUCGACCGGGACUCGAGCUCGUCGUCCACUCUCGAGUUCGACGCCCCUGAACCAUCCGACGCCGUUACCGCUCCGUUACUCCGUAACACUCAACUCGACACUUUCUACUACGUGGGCUUAACCGGGAUCAGCGUUGGCGGCGAGUUGCUGUCAAUCCCUCCAUCAUUGUUCGCAGUGGACGAGAGCGGCAACGGUGGAGUUAUAGUCGACUCGGGAACGGCCGUGACUCGGUUGAAAACCGAGGCGUACAACUCGCUCCGCGACGCAUUCGUCAAGGGAACCGGAGACCUACCGUCAACGAGCGGUGUGGCUUUGUUUGACACUUGUUACGAUCUAUCGUCGAAGACGAGCGUCGAAGUCCCGACCGUUACGUUCCACUUCCCCGGCGGGAAGUCGUUGCCUCUACCGGCAAAGAACUACCUGGUUCCGGUGGACUCACAGGGGACGUUCUGCUUCGCGUUCGCGCCGACAUCGUCGGCGUUGUCGAUAAUCGGUAACAUCCAGCAGCAGGGGACACGUGUCAGUGUCGAUUUCCAGAAGUCUGUAGUUGGGUUCUCGCCUAGUAAGUGUUAGAUUGACAGCUUCACUUCUAAUCGGGUUGUUUAUGGCCCUUCCUUUAAACUUUUCGUCGGUCGCUUUCCGGUUUUGCCCUUGGUGAAAGAGAGGUUUUACGGUUUGACCUCUCACAAGUCACAACUUGCAGAUUUUAUAAAAAAGAGAUGCAUGUGAGUGGGUUAGUGGGGGCCGUUUCUAGUAAGUGUAAGGAGGGAAAUGGGGCAAGUUGGUGUCGUUAUUAUGAUCACAGUUCGGUGGCAUGUAUAGUAAUUUAAUUGAAAAGUUAGGGGAGUAAUUAAUAUCUGAGAGAUUAUAUAUGGACUAUGGAGUAGUGCAGUGAUGUUUUUUUACCGUUACGGCGUUACGUUUUA
Molecule: messenger RNA, 2087 nt
Organism: Nelumbo nucifera (sacred lotus)
Lineage: Eukaryota; Viridiplantae; Streptophyta; Magnoliopsida; Proteales; Nelumbonaceae
Product: protein ASPARTIC PROTEASE IN GUARD CELL 1
Biological process (GO): proteolysis
Molecular function (GO): aspartic-type endopeptidase activity
Source: RefSeq, a predicted model, not a curated record